Messenger RNA from Aspergillus fijiensis CBS 313.89, 381 nucleotides. RefSeq lists its product as uncharacterized. The transcript is spliced from 2 exons. The coding region runs from base 133 to 381 and encodes 82 amino acids. NCBI's taxonomy places the organism in Eukaryota, Fungi, Ascomycota, Eurotiomycetes, Eurotiales, Aspergillaceae. The record is from RefSeq and is a predicted model, not a curated record.
GUUUUUGUUCUACUCUUCUGUGUUUUUAUCGGAAAUUUGAGUCGAGGGUUUGAGUGAUCAGGCUUUGUUUAUCUAAGACAACUACAACCACCACCACCAUAAUAAUCAUAGUCUCACACUACAACAUUCAAAAUGACCCCCUCGAGAGCCACCCAGGUCCACGAUGACCACUCCCACAAGCGCACUUCCUCUUCCUCCUCCUCCUCUGCCUACUCCCGCAAGAGCACCGAGGACUACCGCCGCUACAGCGGCACCGUCAACCACUGCGGCCGCCACUCCAACGACUGGCUCUUCGGCGGCUUCAGUCUGCGCGACACCUGGGGCGAUACCCAAAGGAAAACCAAGAACACAAACAACAACAACAAUACCCACGAUCUCUAG